AUGCAAUCCAAUUUGCCUUUAAAUUGUUCUUUGGAAAAUAAGUUGGAAAACCUAAAUUUAUGUGGAAACUCAUUCGGAUAUGGCCAUAAUUCUUCUUCGCAAUAUAAAUUAAGGGAUAAGACUGGAUAUCCCCCAGACACACCUCAAAAGUAUGUCAAUGACAUGAAAACAGCAAGACACAACACAAGAGCGAUGUUGUUUGAUUCUGAAAGAGGCCCUUUGAGCCCGAAAGCUACUGAAAAUAAUUAUUGCAGAGCAAGUCCUAGCCCUAUGGUUAACAGACCAAGUACAGUUUUUAGCCCAGUCGGUGGACCUUCAAGUUCAUUUGAAAAAAUUCGUCAAGAUCUUCUCCAAUCAGGCCAUUUGUUUUGCGAUUCUGCUUUUCCAGCUGAUGACUCAAGUCUUUAUUACAGUCAAAGACCACCAUGUCAAAUUGUCUGGAUGCGUCCAAGUGAAAUAGUUGCUGCGAACAGCGGAGGUGGUUCCAUGGGUAUAACCCCAAGAAAGAUAUCAACACCAGAAUUCAUUGGUGAAGGUGGAAUCAAACUCGGCGAACUGAGACAGGGAGAAUUAGGAGAUUGUUGGGUAGUUGCUGCAUUGGCUGCUAUAGCCGGCCAACCGAGUCUUCUUAGUCGUACUAUUCCUACUGGACAGUCAUUUCGAGUAGAAUGGUAUGCUGGCAUAUUUGCCUUUCGAUUCUGGCGUUUUGGGCGUUGGGAAGAAGUUUAUAUUGAUGAUCGUCUUCCAGUUAAAUCUGGUGGUCAACCGUUGUUUGUACAUUCUGGACGUUUAACAGAAUUUUGGCCAACGUUAUUGGAAAAAGCUUACGCAAAACUAAAUGGGUCAUAUGAAGCUUUGAAUGUUGGACUUGUCGGAGAUGCAAUGGAUGAUCUGACUGGUGGUUUAACAGAAUCAUAUACACUUCCAGGGGCAGAAGACCACGGACUUCAACCUCCAUCCGACUUAGACGAUAUAUUAAUAAAAUCGUUUGAUCGUCGAAGCUUGAUUACAGCUCGCAUAAAGACUAAAGGAGUACCUGGUCCAGGUUUUGUAAUACCGGUAGGAUUUGUACCUGGUCAAGCGUUUGGUUUAACAGAUUGUCGAAAGCUUCGAUUGACGGAUGCAUCAGGAAGUCGUUUACUCCGUUUAGUUCGCUUAAGAAAUUUAUGGCCUUCAGUUCGUGUGGACUGGACAGGUGCAUGGUCAGAGGGUUCAACAGAAUGGCUUAGCCUUCCACCACAAGACCGUUUAAAAGUUGGCUUGGUGAAAGCUCAAGAAGAGUUUUGGAUGUCCCUUGAAGAUUUUAUUGCCAAUUUUGACUAUUUGGAUAUUUGUCAUCUAACAGAGCCACCUCCAGUAAUUUCUAAAUCCUCUAGUGCUUAUCAUUCGUUACAUAAUUUCCCAUCAGUUCACUUACGUGGUCGAUGGCUUCGAGGUGUGUCAUGUGGAGGUCGACCAUACAUCCGUGCAAGUCACUGGGCGAAUCCUCAAUUUCGACUGGUAAUUAAUUCACCUGAUCCAAAUGAUCUUGAUGGGUUCGCUACAACCGUAAUUGCUUUAAUGCAAGCUGAUCGUCGUCGUCUACGUCAUCGUGCUCCUCGACUCGCAUCUAUUGGAUUUGUUUUAUAUCGGCUUCCAGCUGGUGCUAAUCCACCAAUGCCACGUGGAUUUUUUGAAACUAAUCAUCAUAUAGCUAGUGUGGAUUUUUUCUUCGAUUCUAGAGAAGUUGUUAAACGGUUAAAAUUAACACCAGGUCAUUAUCUUCUUGUUCCAUGUACAUAUGCAGCUGAUCAACCAGGUGAAUUUUUAUUACGUUUAUUAUUUGACAAUCCGGAUAGAAUUUGCGAAUCCACUUUGGAACGCGUAGAACUUAGUGGUUUAGCUGCAACUGGACCAGAGCUUGAUCCAAACUAUGAAUUAUUUCAGCCACGUCUUAGACGAUUAUUUUAUGAAGCUUCAGGUGAAUCGAUGGCUGUUGAUGCGUUUCAGUUGGAACCAAUACUUAAUUGCCUUUUGCGAGAUGAUCAUCGGGCACCAUACAGUAUGGUUAGUACAGAUGCUUGUCGAUCUCUGGUAGCCCUUCUUGAUCGUGAUGGGACAGGACGUUUGUGUGAAUCAGAUUUUCGACGAGUCUGGGAUAUUCUACGAUCAUGGUCUCGCCUGUUUGCAAGUUUUGAUCCACAGAGAACUGCUCAUGUAACGAGUUUGGACUUUCGAAUUAUUGUUGAACAAGCGGGUUAUACUCUUCCACACACACUAUUUUCUAAACUUGUGAACCGAUUUGUUAAUGUAGAUUGGCGUCUUGAUUAUCCGCAUUUCAUCAGCGCUAUGUCACUUAUAACAAAAGCAGUUGCAAUUUUUAAGAAUUUUGAUCAUGGUGGACGAGCUGUUCUACCCUUGGAACAAUUUGUCGAAAUCGCAAUGACAAUGUAAUUUGAAAUGGAAUAAACGAAAAGUAAUUCAUUCUUCCUCACUUUAUGUUUUUAUAUUCCUUGUAAAAAAAGAAUUCACUACUUCAGUAAUAUAUAAUCUAUUUUAAUAAAUCAGAUAACUUAUCGGUAUAUACUUCAAUAUUGAUAUUGUUAUAAUAAUAAUAAUAAUAAUAAAUUUUUUUCUGAUUAUAAUUUCCACAAUCUUUGGUUAUUUUGUACACAAAAUCCUAUUAUUUUUAUGUUUCUAACUGAUAUCUAUACAAAGAGAGGGAGUGAGCAAAAGAGAGGUGUUAUGCUUUUUAACUACCAUUAUUCCGAUUGGAUUAACAACCUAUUCAUCGAUUUGAUCACUUCAAAUUAUUUAUUUACAUUUUAUUUAUCUCAUUUCAAUUUCACCAAUCCAUAUCUUACAACUCCUCCUCUCUUAAUACGAUAGUUAUUUAAAUAUACAGACAGUCAAGACUACUGCUGCCACUUCUACAACUACUGAUUUUGUUAUAUCAUUGGAAAGAGUUUAUCAUAAUUAUGGCAGGUAGAAUGUGCAGAUCAUGGCAAGUGAUAAUCGUUAUCAUAAUUAUGGACAAAUGUUUCUUUUAUACACAUUUAUUCGUAUAUUCAUUCGAGCUGCUGUGAGAAAAAACAAAUAACAGAAUUAAAACCACUUAUUUUUUAAUUAUUAUUAUUAUUAUUUGCUACUUAAAAAUUCAACUUAAUUUUUUCUCGUUAUGACUAACAUAUUAGUAAUCAAGUUCAUAAAGUAUAUAGUUUUAUUGUUUUAUUGACUGUUCUACUAACAGUGCUGUUAUAACUGCUAAGAUAACUAAUUAUGGUAAUCAUGAGUAUUAUUAGUGCAUAAUUAAAAUGAUAAUAUUUGAUUUAUUCCAAAAAGGUUUAGCAACUCUUACUCUCCCCUUGUUCCACGCUCUCCUUGUAACCACCCUAUAUUUUGUGUCCCCGUUUUUACUUCUUUUGUUUUACCCUUCUCAUUUCACAUUCUCUGUCUUUACUUUUUUGAUUUUCCAUUACAUAAAUUUCCUUUCAUAUUUCUAAUGGAGAGUUGGAAAUACCAUUUUUCCUUUAAUAUAUAUAUAUAUAUAUAUAUACCUAUGUUCUAAUGACUUGUUAUACUAAAAUGUAUGCAAACAACCUUUUUGUAGGUUUAAUUUAAGAAAAAAUUCGCAUGUACAUUUUCCGACUGCGGUUUUGAUUUUUCCAUCAAUUAUAUUUACCAUCCUUUGUUUGUAUAUACACAUUUAUUUGUUUAUCUAUAUUCUCUUAUCUGUUUCAUUUACCGUGUUAUAAGAGAAUUGUAUGUUCUUUAUUUAUUAAUUCAUGAAUCGAUUUUUGUCUUUGCAUCCUUACCCUUCUUCAUCUUCUUUUUUUUCUUCCUCUUCUUCUUUAUUCUUCUAUGUUUCUGCAUAUAAAACUGUGUUAAUUAUUGUUAUUAUGAUAAAUAUGGUAAUUCAUUUUAUACAAUAGAUAUUUUCAAUUGCGUUUAUUUGACUUUUUUUCAAAUUUAUGCCACAAAAUUACAUCAAUUUAUCAAUUAAUUGGUAAGGUUUUUGUAAAUUUUUACAAUUCAUCAUGUUAAAACCAUAAUAACAGAUGUGUUUUUCAGAGAAAACAUUCAUUCACUACUUAUCUAGUUUUAUAAAAAAGAUUUAAGGUUACUGAGUGUAUGAACUGACCUCUCUGAAGUGUAAUUACUUUUAUCAAAGUAAGAUCGUUUAAUAUGAAAACACUGAUGAACAGUGGAAAACAAACCAGCUUAUUGUAUUCACACCACAACUUUCAGCUUAGUAGUUUUACAAAGUCUUACAUAUCAAGUUAAAAGAGUGGGUUUAUAACAAAAAUCAUAGUAUUUGAAUACGUUUUCGAGAACCACAGAAAAAAAGCCCUGAGUGACGUAAAAUUUGACAAAAAAAUCUCAAUAAACACUAUUCAACAUAAAUUUACAGCAGAUUUACAUAAACAAUAAGGAAUUCUAUAUAUUUCCGCUUUUCUGAAAGAAUUCUAAAGCAUUUAUUGUGUGAGAAAAAGUAAACUACGUAAUAUCAACUUUAUUGCUGAUUUCUGUGAAAUGUCAUAAUGGUUUCUAUAGUGGAAAUAAUGACAUUUGUUCUCUAUUUAACAUGAUGUUUUCAAGUAAAUAUUAUUUCUAUUAAACUUAUGAGAAUCAAGGACACUAAUUAAUGUGAUCCAGUCGAACAAUGAACAAACAAAUUAAUAGAAGAAAUUUGAACAAUUUAAAUUCUUGGUAUAAAUACCUUUUUGACAAAUAGAUAUGUUCAUACCUUAAUGACUGGUUGGAACGCUACUUGUUAUAUCUGGUCGUCGCUGAUUGUUAUGUCGGGAUCGCCUACCACUUAUACUCGAAAUGAGGGACCUCUACAAUUCCCACGAUGCGAAAUUAAGAAUACAAAGACUGGUAUAACUGAAGAUUUAUUAAUCCCCAAAACACGAUCCUAGUCAGAAAUGCACUCAUUUAUAUAUUGAUUGUACACACAUUUUGAUUAAUAAUUAGGAUGAAAUCACAUAUAUAAAAAAGUACUUAGAUUUAUACCAAAUCAUAUGCUGAGCAUAGAUCUUGUCAACAAUGUCGUAUGUUAUACAGAAUAAAAUAUCACAUUGGAAAACAAAAAACCAACGCUACACUGAAUAAUCAUCACAUUCAAACAAAAAACGGAAAUUAUGUUGAAAAAAAACUCCUAAUCUGUAAAUUAAUUAAAUUUUGACUUUUCCUUCUAUCGAAU
Messenger RNA from Schistosoma haematobium, 5185 nucleotides. Its product is annotated as Calpain-9. The coding region runs from base 1 to 2433 and encodes 810 amino acids. Gene Ontology annotation, molecular function: calcium-dependent cysteine-type endopeptidase activity. Gene Ontology annotation, biological process: proteolysis. Lineage: Eukaryota; Metazoa; Platyhelminthes; Trematoda; Strigeidida; Schistosomatidae. The record is from RefSeq and is a predicted model, not a curated record. The transcript is spliced from 12 exons. Gene Ontology annotation, cellular component: cytoplasm.